Dipodomys ordii (Ord's kangaroo rat) is the source of this 2122-nucleotide messenger RNA. It is a transcript of the gene Nr1h3, whose product is annotated as nuclear receptor subfamily 1, group H, member 3. The record is from RefSeq and is a predicted model, not a curated record. Gene Ontology annotation, molecular function: nuclear receptor activity; RNA polymerase II cis-regulatory region sequence-specific DNA binding; zinc ion binding. Gene Ontology annotation, biological process: positive regulation of transcription by RNA polymerase II; cell differentiation; negative regulation of inflammatory response. The coding region runs from base 358 to 1686 and encodes 442 amino acids. Lineage: Eukaryota; Metazoa; Chordata; Mammalia; Rodentia; Heteromyidae. The transcript has 9 exons.
GUGGGGGAACUAACUACCCUGUGGGUGGGGGCCAAGGAGGCCAGGGCUUCAGUUUGUCGGCAGCAGGAAGGAGAGGUAGCCCGACUCACAUUUCUGCUUCUCUGGGCUUCAGGUCCCUCUUCCUUGCUCAGCUCUGGUCACCGGCCUGCCUCGGACUCCUGGACCGGGAACUGCACCAACCACUUCUCCCAGCAAGGGGGCUCCAGAGACUGCGCAACCAGGAAGUCUGGUGGCCUGGAGCUUUGCAAGCACAAGAGAAGGGAGCUGAAAGCCCAAAGAAACCCAAUUUUGGAAGAGUGUAACUUGGGUCAUCUCUGCCGGACAGUGCCUUGGUAAUGUCCAGGGCUCUAGGAAGACAUGUCCUUGUGGCUGGAGGCAUCUGGGCCUGUUGUUUCUCCUGACUCUGCAGUGGAACUGUGGGAGCCAGACACCCAAGAUGCAAGCAGCCAGGCCCAAGGAGGCAGCACCUUCCUUAGAGAGGAUUCCAGGAUGCCUCCAUCUGCUGGGGGCCCUUUGGGCCUGCGGCUGGAGGCAGAAGAGCGCACUGCCCUGCUUACGGAGCCCACAGAGCUCCGUCCACAAAAACGGAAAAAGGGGCCAGCCCCCAAAAUGCUGGGGAAUGAGCUGUGCAGUGUGUGCGGGGACAAGGCCUCUGGCUUCCACUACAACGUGCUGAGCUGUGAGGGCUGCAAAGGAUUCUUCCGCCGCAGUGUCAUCAAAGGAGCUCGCUAUGUCUGCCACAGUGGCGGCCAUUGCCCCAUGGACACCUACAUGCGUCGCAAGUGCCAGGAGUGUCGGCUUCGCAAAUGCCGCCAGGCGGGCAUGCGAGAAGAGUGUGUUCUGUCAGAGGAACAGAUCCGUCUAAAGAAACUGAAGCGACAAGAAGAGGAACAGGCUCAGACCACAUCUGUACCCCCAAGAGCUUCCUCACCUCCCCAAGUCCUGCCGCAGCUCAGCCCUGAGCAGCUGGGCAUGAUUGAGAAGCUGGUGGCCGCCCAGCAACAGUGUAACAGGCGCUCCUUUUCUGACCGACUUCGAGUCACGCCGUGGCCCAUGGCACCAGAUCCCCAGAGCCGGGAAGCACGUCAGCAGCGCUUUGCCCACUUCACAGAGCUGGCCAUCGUUUCCGUGCAGGAGAUUGUUGAUUUUGCCAAACAGCUCCCUGGCUUCCUUCAGCUCAGCCGGGAGGACCAAAUCGCUUUGCUGAAGACCUCUGCAAUUGAGGUGAUGCUUCUAGAGACAUCUCGGAGGUACAACCCUGGCAGUGAGAGUAUCACCUUUCUCAAGGAUUUCAGUUAUAACCGGGAAGACUUUGCCAAAGCAGGACUACAGGUGGAGUUCAUCAAUCCCAUCUUUGAUUUCUCCAGAGCCAUGAAUGAGCUUCAACUCAAUGAUGCAGAGUUUGCUUUGCUCAUUGCCAUCAGCAUCUUCUCUGCAGGACCGAUUAAUGUUCCCACGGAUGCUAAUGAAACUGGUGAGCCUCCGGACACUGAGCAGCGUCCACUCAGAGCAAGUGUUUGCGCUCCGCCUGCAGGACAAAAAGCUCCCCCCGCUUCUCUCAGAGAUCUGGGAUGUGCACGAGUGACUCUUCUUUCCCUCUGUGUUCUGGGCUGUGUGGCUGGAGGACCCCUAACUGCCUCCAUGGGGUGGGACAGACUGAGAAGGGCAAAUAGUCCUGGGAGCUAGGUGAAAGAGCUUCUCAGUGGCUUUGGAGAGUAUGUGUGUGUGUGAGUGAGUGAGGGGGAGGGGAAUGUUGUUAAAAUGAUGUUUCAUCUGAUGACAGUAUUAACCCAGUCAAGUGGAUGAACCAUGGGCCACUUUGCAUAAGGUUCUCCAGCGCCCUGCCCAUUCUGCCUUCACCACUUCCUGUUUUUUUCCCCCAAGGGGGACCUCAAAAGAUAUUCUCCACUGUCACUCUGCAGCUUGGCCAUAAACGCCUCGGGGCUGGUACUUGAAACAGGAAGACCGAGAUAAAUACAGAGAGAAAAGAAUUUCUGCAUUAAGGCUGAGGACUCGGCUCUAGAGGGGGAAGCCUGUGUCCUGUAGGAUCCGCCUCCAGACUCAGUCAAGGCUGUCAGUAAGAGGGAGCCUCAUUUCACAGUUCCACGGCGCAGUCUUGAUA